AUGGCGGGUGUUGGGGAAGAAGCAGGAGAGUAUGAGAGUGAUCCGGAGGAGGCAAAGCUGUCGCUGAAGAUGCGGAGGAGGGAAGCGAGUGAUGAAGAGGAGGAGGAGGAGGAGGAAGAGGAGGGUGAUGGGGAGGAGAGAGAAAGGAGAGAGAAGCUUCCUAGGAGGGUCGAUUCGGAGGGUGAAUCGGAUGGGCAAGGUGCCGCGGCAGUGUACGAUGAUGAUGACGAAGAAUUAAAUACGGAGGAAGAAGAGGAAGGGACUGCGGAGGAGGAAGAGGGGGAGUAUGAGGAGACAGAAGGCGAGGUUGGUGGAGAGGAUGGUCAAGUAGCGGAGGCGGUGGCAGAGAGAGCGGUGGAGGUGGAGAAAGAGGUAAGUGGGGAUGGAGAUAGUAGAGCUGUUGGAGAUGUUCUGGAGGUUCAGCAGGAGGUAAAUAGGAGUGAUCAAGUAGAUGAGGAGAAGAAAGAGAAUGAGCCGUUUGCGGUGCCAACGGCUGGUGCUUUCUAUAUGCAUGAUGAUCGUUUUCGGGAGUAUGUUGGCGGGCGACACAGGCGAACACGUGGUGGAAGGAAGCUGUGGGAGUCAAAAGAUGACAGCAAAUGGGGUCACGACAAGUUUGAGGAGUUGACUACACAGGAAAGGCAUUAUGAAGAGGGUAGGGCUUCUAGGGGCCGCUAUCGAGGUCGUGGUAAAAACCAAAGUGUGGACCGUGGAUAUCCACAAGGGAAUAGGCCUAAAGCAUAUGGCAACAACAUUCAGAACAAUGCACCUAAGGGUGUGAGAGGGAGAGGCCCAAGAAGGUAUCAACCCUCUUCAAAGACCAGCGUUGAGGCACCUCCAACACCAAACAAGCAAUUCGGAAAGUCAGCUGGGAAAACUGUACAUGCCAGUUCAGGUAGAAUAUCUGCACCUGCAUCGAGUGUGGAAUCUGAUCCAAUCCUAGCCAGGAAACAUGGAUUUGGGUCAAGCUUGAGCUCUGCUUCUCCUCCAUUUUAUCCAUCUAGCUCUUCCAGCAAAGAAAUUAGCUUGUCACAGAAAAGGGAUGCACAAGUUGGAACAAUUCGGCGUAAUGUUCGGCCCUCUGUUAUGGACGAGAGUUAUUCUAUGUCACAGCCCAAUGCUGUUCUGCGAGGAAAGAAUGUAGUAGAUUCUAUUGGCAUGGACAAGCUUUAUAUUGAUGAAUCAAAUUCUUCAGUUGCUGGGAAGCCUUUGACCAAUUUGCAAUUUCCUCCUUACGCAUUGUCAUCAAUCAAUCCUACUUUAUCUCCUCAGGUGCAAGUUCAGGGGAGAGGUCUAACUCCCUUGGGUCAGAUGACCCAGCAACCAACAGCACCUCAAAAACAAGUCAACAAAGUUUCUUCGUCAACGCAACUCCAUUCUAUUCAGCGACAUCCUGGUCAAGACCGGAUUCAGCAUUCUUUACAAGCUUCUGGUCAGCAGUGGGCUCAGAGUCCUGGUAGAGUAUCUCAAGCUUCAUCUCCACCGAAAGAAGCUCCAUCCAUUAAUUCACUUGAAUCUGGAGAACUUGAAUCUCCUCCAGAAUCAAGUAAAUCCAAAACUGCAUUGGUUGGAAAUGGAAAAGGCAGUGUUCAAGGUAGCGGAAGGGGUUCUUUUCUGUAUGGUGGGGCUCAGGUUAUGGGAACUUCUGGAAACAUGGGUGCUGGGCAUGGUGAUCAAAAUUUCCCCGGAACUCCAGCCUUUUUGCAAGUUAUGCAAUUCGGGGGGCAGCAUCCCGGUGGUGUUGGAGUUCCUGCUGUUGGCAUGGCUUUCCCUGGAUAUGUUGCUCAACCACAACUUGGUUUAGGGAAUUCAGAGAUGACAUGGUUACCGGUUUUAGCUGGUGCUGCAGGAGCACUGGGGGCAUCAUAUUGUCCACCAUAUAUUGCUGUUGAUGGUGCUUAUCAUACUCGUCCAUCAGGACAGUCAUCUUCUUUGGCUGCUUCUUCAAGCAAAGAAAAUAACACAAAUAAACCCAGUAAUGAAUGGCAGCCUUCACAGAGAUCCGAGCUUCCAAAUGAUGAGUUUGGGCAUCGGCAAAAUAAACUUCGCAGAUAUACAGAGAUGAAGUUUGAUUAGUGAAGCAAUUAGAUAUAUUGGGCAAUUUGAAUAAGCAGAUAAAGGUCAAAUUUUCCCAAUUUAUCUCCUGGCAUCUCCAAGUGUUGCAAAUCCCUGAUGGUACUUUGGUGCUGCAGGUCUUCUUCCAGGCCCCUUGUGGUCUCCAGUAUCUAUUCUGGAUCACUUUGGGCUGCCAUUUAUUCCAUGAUAUCUUAGGUGUACGUGACAAAUGCCUGCUCAUGCUGCAUCAUUUAAGGAGAAACGAACAUUUCAGUUUGACGGGUGGCAGUUCUUUAUUCGAAGGUUUCUUACGGCUUGGUUUUUUCUCCCCAUUAAACUUGCUGAUUGUUGGGUUUCAAGACAUUUAUGAAAAUAAUGGAAAAGAACAAGAAGUAUUGUGCAGAAGAUAUUUUUUUUCGUACACUUGUCGCGUGGUGUUUCUUGGGUUUUACCUCUUUGUCAGUGGCCUUACAGUUGGUCGCUAUGCUGGUUGAGGGUCUUUUCUAGCAUUCUGUUUAUUGCUUGCUAGGUAUUGCUGGGUACUGUUCCAAAGGACUCCAGUUGUUAUUUCGUGUUUUGUGUACCAAAUGGCAAACUUGCGCUAUGAUGUUUUCUAGUAAAUGAAAUGUUGAGAUUAUGGUGUAUUAAAGGUGUGCCUCAUUUUGACAAUGUUGUUUGCUCAUG
Ilex paraguariensis (yerba mate) is the source of this 2739-nucleotide messenger RNA. Lineage: Eukaryota; Viridiplantae; Streptophyta; Magnoliopsida; Aquifoliales; Aquifoliaceae. The record is from the annotation of a GenBank genome assembly.